AUGCAGCUGUUCACGGCACCCAUACAGCUCGGCGCAGACUCGUUCGCUCUCGACCCAGCCAUCCGGGACCGCGUACUGCUGCCUCUGACGCUCAUUGUGAUCCUCUCGGGCGUACUGCGACAUGUCUUAACCCUCCUCGUCGCGACACCGCCGAAGCCGCAACCCCUACUGGCCGUCAGAGAACAACGCGCCAUCACGCGCGGCCAGCUCCUCCGCUUCAACUCCUCACACCUCCCUCCCUCCUCCUUCCUCGCCCUACGCUCCUCCCUCUCGCAAGCCUACAUUAACGGCUCGUUCCUCAAGGCUCCUCCGCCCAAACCUUCCGCCGAUGGAGUCCCGCCAAACCCGUUUGAGGACCCAGCGCAACUGGAGCAGAUGAUGGAGGGAUUGCAGGACAUGAUGAAGAAGCAGGCGGUCGGGUUCGUCCCUCAGAUGGCGACGAUGUACCUCGUGAACCGCUUCUUCACCGGCGCCUUGAUCGCCCGAAUUCCCUUUCCCCUCCCCCUCAAAUUCGGAGACCUCCUACAACGGGGCGUCCAACUCCUCCCCUCUCCCUCCGGCUCGACUCCCUUCGUAGCAGACGCAAGUUGGUGCUCCACAAGCAGUUGGUAUUUCCUGUGCAUGUUCGGCAUCGGACCGGUCUACCAACUCUUGCUGGGUAACAACAGCUCCGCAGCAGACCCCGCAGCCCUCGCUCCCCCUCCACCAACCAUGCCCGGCGCCCCCGCGCAGGACAUGACCAAGAUUUUCAGGGCCGAGAGGGAGAACCUGGAUAUUGUUGAGUACGAGUGGGUGUGCGAAGGCGUCGAGGAGAGACUGUUGGAAAGGUUCGGGAGGGCGAAGGCCUAG
Messenger RNA from Rhodotorula toruloides NP11, 849 nucleotides. Its product is annotated as putative transmembrane protein. The transcript has 6 exons. Lineage: Eukaryota; Fungi; Basidiomycota; Microbotryomycetes; Sporidiobolales; Sporidiobolaceae. Gene Ontology annotation, biological process: protein folding in endoplasmic reticulum. Gene Ontology annotation, cellular component: membrane; EMC complex. The record is from RefSeq and is a predicted model, not a curated record. Bases 1 to 849 code for a protein of 282 amino acids.